AGCGCGGGGAUCGGGGAGGGUUUCAGGGUGGAAGGGAGCUCUGGCAGGGACACCCGGGGCAGGAACGCGCCCCCCAGGCUGCCCCCAGCUCCUCGCGUGAUGGAUUACGCCAAGUCCCUGAGCCAGCGCCUGGCUGCCCCCGUGUCCAAAUGUGUCUCGGCCAGCGCCUCCAUGACCCAGCAGCUGCUGGCGGGCCCGGCCCCACGGCCCCGGCCCUACCGCGUGUGCAACUGGGACCGCAGCCUGCGCAAGGGAGUCACGGCCCCGAGCCUCGCCGAGCUGCUGCGCCAGGCUCAGAGCGCCCUGGCCCUGCCCGCGCCCAUCGCGCUGGUGCUGGACGAGGACGGCACGGCGGUGGAGACCGAGGCCUUCUUCCGCAGCCUGGAGGAGAGCACGGCCCUGAUGGCCCUGAGCAAGGGGCAGAGCUGGACUGCCCCCAAGACACGUGGCUACCAGGUGAGCCUGUCCCGCAAGCCCCCGCGCAGGAUCGACGUCGCCUGCGUCACCUUCGACCUGUACAAGACCCACCCGAAGGACCUGGGCUGCCUCAACGUCAAAGCCACCCUGUAUGGCACCUACAGCAUGUCCUACGACCUGCGCUGCCACGGCGCCCGGCGCCUGGUGAAGGAAGCCCUGCGCUGGGCACUGCUCACCAUGCAGGCCACGGGCCACGUCCUGCUGGGCACCUCGUGCUACAUGCAGCAGCUCCUGGAUGCCACCGAGGAGGAGCAGAAGGAAGAGGAGAAGGGCCCGCUGCCCCUUCAGAACCUCCUGCCCUGCGGCCUCCCCGCCCUGCCCUACAAGAAGAUGUCGCAGUGAGGCUGGCUGGCCUGGCCUGUCCCCUCCGCUGUGCCCCCAGCCCUCGGGGGUCCCAGCACCCCGCUAGGUCAAUGCCUGGGCAGAGGCUGCCAACGGUGCCUGGCACAGCCUCUCCUUGCACUCUGCUGGCUGAGUGUGGACGGAUCUGCUCUGGAAUAGCUGCUGCUCUGUAAAUAUAUUUAUUUAAGCAAAGUUCUCCUGAAGUCA
This is a messenger RNA of Vidua macroura (Pin-tailed whydah), 1026 nucleotides long. It is a transcript of the gene CIDEC, whose product is annotated as cell death inducing DFFA like effector c. The record is from RefSeq and is a predicted model, not a curated record. Bases 100 to 819 code for a protein of 239 amino acids. Lineage: Eukaryota; Metazoa; Chordata; Aves; Passeriformes; Viduidae. The transcript has 6 exons. Gene Ontology annotation, biological process: apoptotic process; regulation of apoptotic process.